AAGCCAAGCCAAUUGAUCAGCGUGCGCGUUUGGCUUCGCUGUACAUGCUGUACUGAGCGGCUGAGCAAAUGUCAGGAUGACAGUAACGCAAGAAGUGCAUUUCGCCCAUCAUCUAGCGGCAAAUGAAAAGGUAACGAGGGACAGAGCCCUGAGAAAGCUCACAAGAUGGAUACGAGCAAAGUCUGCCCGAGAAGACACAGAAUUCACGGAAGAAGCCCUGAUGAAGCUAUGGAAAGGACUGUUCUUCUGUAUGUGGAUGUCAGACAAACCGUUCGUUCAACAAGAUCUGGCGAACAACAUUGCCGGUCUGAUCCACUGCUUCGCUCAACGCAGCCAGGCCCUCCUGUUCAUUGACACAUUUUUCAAGACAAUGGCCCAUGAGUGGUUUGCCAUUGACAGGUUCCGACUCGAAAAGUUCAUGAUGUUGGUGCGACGCUUCUUUCGCCAAGGCCUGGUGUUGGCGUAUGCGGGAGAGUGGAACGAUGAGAACAUUGUGGAGUUCUGCGAUGUCCUCAAGGCUACAGCCCUCCAUCCGAGCCGCAGAGACGUGCCGUUGGGGCUGAAGAUGCACGUCGUGGACAUUUUCCUGCAGGAACUGUCCAGGGUGCACGGCGGAAAGUUGACUUCGGAGCAGGCGGAACUGUUCCUGCAGCCCUUCUUCGACAUCCUUACAGACUCGCCGGCUGGCACCCUGGUGGAAUUUGUGAGGAACAACGUGUUCUUCCUGAUGAUCGACCUGGACCGGGAGGCUGCCGAGCUGGAGCAGGAGGGGGAGGUCCCCAACUUGGACGAAGAGGGAGAGGAGAAGGACAGCGACGAGGAGGAGGACACCUACGACGAGCACGGCCGAGUCAUGGAGAAGGGCGAGUCGUCGCAGGACCUGCCCGCCAUUCCCUUUGACUACGAGAGGAUAGCAAACAAGCUGUUCGAGUGCACCAAACGGCAUGCUCUCAAGCCGGCUAACCGUCUGGUCAUCACGCGGCUUGUCAAGAAGUAUCGGAGCAUCCUCCAAGAGGGGCUCCUCAAGCCGCCCGCUCCGGACGACGACCAGGGCGACAUCAUCACGGAGAAGGAGGUAGACGACGCUGCGAUAAGGCUGGAACAGGAGCGGCUGGAGGAGCUGGAGAGGGAGAGGCAGGAGCUGCAGAAGCUGAAGGAAGGCCGUUCGCAAGCAGCAGAUGCCCAGUUUGGGUUCGACUCGACCAGCGGAGCGUACGAGUACCAACGAGCAGGUUCUGACGACGACGGCGAAUCUGGCAGCGAGUCCGACGCGGACAACGACACGACGGAGGACAACGAGGAAGCACCAAAAUCGUCCUCCCUUGAGGCAAAGAAGCGAAAGAAACGUGGGGCUCGUGCUGUUCCACUUGACGAAGAGAACUGCGGCGUCAGUUCCGACGAGGAACCCUUGGAAGCCAAGAAGGCUUCACCCAAGAAGCGAGUACGAAGGAGGUUGCGGAAGUUCGCUGUACCGGAGGCUUCGAGUUUAGACGAGACUGGCCAGGAGGGGAAGGAAUGCUCGCGCGAAGACGAAGCCGAAAGGGAGAUCGGCGCUCUCUUGGAGAACAGAGUGUCAAAAAGUAAGAGGAAACGGGGCGGGAGCAUGGAACGAGUGGGUGACGAUUUGGGCAGCGACAAACCGGAAAGCUUGAAAAAGGCGAGAAAGCGUAGGAGGAAAAUCCGCGCAGAACCGGCUACUUCUGACAGUGGUCAAGGGGUCGAGGCAACUGGCUCGUCGGAGCACGACAUCGGCGAAGGAAUUUCGAAAAAAGUUGCAAAGAAGUCCGGGGUAAAUGGCAUGGGUUCGGGUUUUCCUGGGAAGAAGCAGAAACUUUACAUUGGCAAGAAGGUGGAGAGACUUGUUCUAGGCAAGGCACCUCGAAAGAAGUCCAUCCUGAAGAACAAGGGAGGCUUUGCGGUUGUUUGCAACUUGAAGGCGACAAAAAAGAAUGGUUCUGCCUUGCCAGCCAAAGUUGAAAGCAAGGAUGCUGGUGUAUCUCUGGGACCAAAGAAAAGUAGGAAGGUGAGAAAGCAGGAGGCACUAAAGAGAAAGCAGGAGCAGGUGCCUAACGGAACUCCUGACACUUUCGAGCCGAAGACAGAAUCUCCCAAGGUGGUUGGUUUGACGGGAACCGAGACGGCUGAAAGAAAGCGGGUUCCCUUGAUCACGCUCACGAAAAGAUUGGAUGCUAAAGGACCAAUAUUUUCAAUCAAACCCGAGAGUGGGUCACCUGCGGCUACACAAAGCACUGAGGCGGAAAGGGGGCAGUUCCAAGUGAGCACCCCAACUGCUGCCGUCUUUCGCAAAUGCCUCAGCAAAGUGCAAUCGGAGAAGCCAUAUAGAAUGAAACGGAUGGCACCAACAGAAAAGUUUUCGUUGUCUUUUCAAGGAGAGAAGAAAGUCAACUUUGCCCUUUCAAGGAACAAGUCACAAGAUCCAAGAGAGUACUUUGAAACCCUGAAGAACAGUCCUGAGAUUCCGUUUGACGCCUCCAGAAAACCUGUCCAAGGCGUACUAAAGACCAAUAUGUCCCAGACACCAGCAGGAGUCAAGAGUCAAAAGCGCUCAAGAGCAUCGGAUUUCUUUUAAAGUGCCCCUGCAUUAUGUUUCUCACAAUUUUAAAUUUCCAUGACUGACACAGAUGAGUAUGUGAAGCUGCAGGAAGUAAUAGAGGAAUUAAGAAAAUUUUGAGUUCAUUGAUAUAUAUGUGUGAAACUGAUUCAAAAUAACAAGCACCUUUCCCCUUUGUGGCUAGUGCCAUUGAAAUAGGAAUAACAAGGCCAUGCACUCACUACAUGCCCAAAUUUUCCAUUCAGUUUUGAGGAUGUGAAUGACCGGCCUUUUUACUGGUGCAUCUCACUAAUAUUUGCCUGAAGAGCACAUGCUCUAAAACAUCAGUAAGGGUUCACAUUAACUUUUUCAGCCAGCACUGCAUGUGGAUGCCGAGGUCGCCAUGUUUCACACUUCACCAAUACUAUUACCAAGUAUGGACUUUAAAUGCUUGUGUUUGCCACUAACUGGCACAUAAUUUGACUCGGAAUUAAAGGGACCCUUUAAUCUUGGAGCCACUAUUGAAAAUGAAGUCCUGCUGUCCUCUGUCAUUACCAGCUCAUAAAUUUGAUCCAAUAGACCUAUUGCUAUAUUACCCAAGCAUCAAGGAGAAUGCAGGGAUUGGUGUUCCACACGCAGCACGUGCUGACGUCAGCAGUAAUAACUUUUCUAAAGCAAAUACCUAAAACAAAUGGCAUCUUGCACGCGCGUUCGUCAACGCUUUCUUUUGGUUAUUUGCUUUGAAUCUUUUACACGGGGAAGGCUUGCGCGUGUGGCAUGUGGAACACCAAUCCCUGCAUUCUCCUUGUUGCUUGGGUAAUAUAGCAAAUGCUCUAUUUGGAGUUAUCAAUCUUCACUGUGCCAUGUGCUCUUGCACCUGCUAGACCAGGGGUCUCCAAACCCCGGCCCCUUCUGACCGGCCCUCAGCUGGCCGCGGUCCUUCCAGAGACACCAUUACCAAUGCCCGCUUGCAGCAAGCCUGCUGCUACUGAAGCAAAAAUAAACUCGCAUGAAAAAACGGCGCAUCCUUGCGCACAUGAAGAUGCAGAAACGACGAGCACUAUUUAUUCAUUUUUUUAUACUUUAAAUUUCUAUAUUUAUAUUUUAGCCCUUGAGACUGCGACUGACCCCCAGUCUGGCCCCUUAGCCAAGAUAUUUGGAGGCCCCUGUGCUAGACAAUGACAAGCAUGGUUCGGGCUUUAAAUUGCGAAUGUGAAUUCUAACAUCCUUGGUUUUUACUUGCGAUUAAGGUAAUAGAGAUGUGUGAAUCCUCAUGUACAGAGCACAUGUAAAAUAUAUUGGCUUAAUGUCUUCGA
This is a messenger RNA of Ixodes scapularis (black-legged tick), 3867 nucleotides long. Its product is annotated as ribosomal RNA processing protein 1 homolog A. The record is from RefSeq and is a predicted model, not a curated record. Lineage: Eukaryota; Metazoa; Arthropoda; Arachnida; Ixodida; Ixodidae. The transcript is spliced from 10 exons. Gene Ontology annotation, biological process: rRNA processing. Bases 77 to 2590 code for a protein of 837 amino acids. Gene Ontology annotation, cellular component: nucleus; preribosome, large subunit precursor; preribosome, small subunit precursor.